GUCUGGCUUGGCUACUGUGGCAAGUCUGUCAAGGGCUCUGCGAGCGGAUUGAGCAAGAUUGCAUGGUCCGGUCCUUUCCGGAAGAGCCUGAUGACCUGGUGUUCAGCCAGAAACGUUCGAAGAACCCUGCUGAUCGUAAGUUUGCUUUGAAGCAAGCGUGGUCAGCACGGAAGAAGUCUCUGCGACAUGCGAGCAAAGAUGCUCCGAACAAGUCCGAGAAGGCUGCAGUGCUUCGUGCUGCUGCCCAGAGGGCCAAGGCUUGGUUGAGCCAUCGGGAUCUUCGUAAUGAUCGGGCCAAGUAUCUUAUGGCAAGCCGUGCGGCUUUCCGAGGCUGCAAAAGGUUGUGCAUCGCAGUGGAUGCUUCCAGAGGCGGAGGCCGCAAGAGAUCCUUUUACGGGAUGAUGUGUCUUGAGACCGGGGCAACAUGCUGGGCGCCACCUCAGGUGCAUCAAGAUUCGGAGUAUCGACAAGCAGGGCAGAAUCGGGAAUGCAGCUUAUUUCCCCAAGCCUCCUUGAACUAUGGCUUCAUUGGGAUCUAUGCAGACACUGGCAGCAGUCUGGAAACCUUCCUUCCCAAGAAAGAUGAUGAUGACCUGCCCAUGUGUGAAAGACCAACUCUGGUCAUUCAGAGCGAUUGCGGCUCUGAUCUCAUGGCCGUUCACAACUUCGCGGGUUACCACCUGGGAUUGAGGUACUGGUUUGUGAACGAUGUGCGACACAUGCUUGUGAAUGAGCAGAUGAAUGCAUGCAAACAAGCAGGUCUUUCCUCCAGCAUGGCCCUAGCAGACAUCGUCUUGACCUUUCUUCAAGGGCCUUGGGGGGGCCACAAGUGGAUGCAGAUCGUUCGGGAGGAAACCAAGGAGUUCAUGCAAAUGGCCUCGAGUUUGGGCAGCAGUUCGGCUGGCGUGACCACUACAUCCAGAUGGGACUCCUUCCAUCGCGGAUUCCGGGAUCGCAAGAAGGAGUUCACUUUGUUGCUUAUGAUCCUUGUGAGCUAUGGCAUCCGAGCCGGCUAUGUGCUGAACCCAGAAAAGUUGACGUUGCAAGAAAUGAAGAAAGUGUCAACGUCAGUGGGGGCAGCUGAAGCCGAGACCUUGAAGGAUGCCAAAAAGAAGAAAUCCUUCUUGUAUGAUUCCUGCCGGAACAAGCUGCACGUGGCUACAGUUUGCAUGGGGAAUCAAAGUCUCAUGGAAGACUUGCGUGUCUGGUAUUGGUGUUCCAAGCCCAUUGCCGACCAGCUGAACUCCCUGCGCCAACAGUUGCACGGCCGUACAGAGCCAAGAAACCACAUGAAAGAUGCGGCCAUUGGCGGCUGCAGCCUUCAAGUGGUUGAGGCUCUCCUGACUGUUCCGGCACAAACCGAAGUGCUGGAGGACCUGGGCUUCUCCUUGAAACACAACACAGCAGGUGCUGUAAGAUGCAAGAAGGUGGAUGUGGAGGCCCCGCACGUCUUCGUGGAGGACGUGCUCAUGCAGAAAGUGGUGAAGACACUGCUGUGCUUGGUUCAUUUCAAACUCUUCAAUCUGAGCUUGUCCAUGUACUCUUAUCCGGCAAGGUUUGCCGCUCUCUUGGACGAUGAUGAGCAUCGGCGAGAAUGUUUGUUGGAGAUGCAGAGUUUGGAUGAGGCAUUUGAGGAAGUUCAGAACCUCAAGAACAAAGGAUGGCGCACAGUGUGCCACCGUAGCCCUCUGAGGCUGACGGUUGUUCGGGAAGUGUUUGCACAUCUCAAGCAGUCAGCCUGGAAAGUCAGCGAGGACUUGUGUCUGUUCCUGCAGCAGUCUUGCAUGCACUUUGGCGCAACUUACAACGAGGAGGCUUUCGGAGAAAUGCGGGUGGCCGAAAAGACGGACGGCAAAGCUGCCAAAAUGUCGAGCAUCGAGGUGUGGAGCACCGCAAGCCGGGGUGGCAUCAUGAAGCGUUUUGGUUACCGUGAAGUUGACGCUCCGGCAGCGGACUUGGCGCCCAGCAUUCCGGACAGUCUUUUUCACACUCAGCUGAAACAGCCCAGCAUGCCCAAGAUGUGCGAGCUGACCGGCAGGGGAACUCCGUGGCCCACACUACAGCCGCUGGUUGCUCCUACUGUGGCAGCAGAGUUGUGGACCAUGGUGACUCUGCGGAAGGCUGGGAAGCUUGACCAGCUGACGGCCAGCUGGCGGACACAGUUCCUGCUGAGCGGGCUGAUUGUCAAGCAGGAGGGCCAGAAGGAUUGGUUCAUGUCCACUGGACCUUGGCCCAAAGGAUCGGCGACUUUGCUGCUCCCAAUGCAAAGAAAGGAACUGAAGAAAGGCCUCUAUGCAUUUGGCCUGAAGCCCAACCUCAGCAGGGGAUGCUUGCGAUGGGCCAGCGUCUUCCAGUUUGACACCUGGGAGGUGGCUCAGACAAAGGUGGUGUCUCCAAUACAUUUCGGGGUGCUACUCGCGAAGGGCAGCAGCUUGAAUAUUCCUGAUGAGAACCUGUUCUUUUGGCUGGAAACAGACAAGCCCCGGCCUUUGCUUCAACAUUGUGCACACAACGCAUUCUUUGACAUUUCUGCUGAUAUCCUCGAGUUGCUUCUCCAGGAGGAAUUUGGUCAGAACCUGGAAGCCACGACAGGCGAAGAUCUGUUGGGCGAGGUGCUCGCGCCUUGCAUCCAGGAAUCCUUGGGCAUCACUCCGAAGGAAGUCGCCAACAUUCUGGAAGACAACCUCCAUCAGCGGGAAGCUGAUGAGUCAGAGGUUGUGGAUCUCUUGGAGAACGAAAUGGUUCGUGAGAAUUUUUCCAAAGAAGAGGAACAAAUGCGAAAUGAUUUCUUGAAGAGCGUUGCGGUGAAGCAAGCGGCACAAACAAGUGUCACUCGAAAAAUCCGGAAGCUCCGCAAUCCAGACGGGGCUGAGGCUCCGAAAAUCAAGCGGAAGAAAGUCCGGUACGAGCCGGACUAUGCAUGGACCGAAGCUGCUGCUCAGGAGAUGGCGCCGGCCAAAUACAGACUGCACAGGGACCGCUUUAACAAGUGCUGGCGACUCAGAAAGGGCUCUUGGAGUCUCAGCAAAAGCUGGGGCCCUUCCGGGAAAGAUGCCUCCUGCCUGGUGUUCCUUCUCACCCGUGCUUGGGAACGUCACUGUUCCCUGAACCCGCUGGUUGCAAAUCCAUAUGAUUUCGAGGAAGUCUUCCGAGCUUGA
Molecule: messenger RNA, 3158 nt
Organism: Symbiodinium necroappetens
Lineage: Eukaryota; Dinophyceae; Suessiales; Symbiodiniaceae
Source: the annotation of a GenBank genome assembly